Anolis carolinensis (green anole) is the source of this 8580-nucleotide messenger RNA. It is a transcript of the gene c2cd3, whose product is annotated as C2 domain containing 3 centriole elongation regulator. The transcript has 33 exons. Gene Ontology annotation, cellular component: centriole; centriolar satellite. Gene Ontology annotation, biological process: cilium assembly; centriole elongation. NCBI's taxonomy places the organism in Eukaryota, Metazoa, Chordata, Lepidosauria, Squamata, Anolidae. The record is from RefSeq and is a predicted model, not a curated record. The coding region runs from base 145 to 7152 and encodes 2335 amino acids.
GAAUGGCCGCGGAUGGCGCUGCGAGGUAGCCGGGCUUUCCUCCCGCCGGUUUCCCAGGAGGCAUUGCGGGCGGCGGGCUGGGUUGCCAAGCAACGGGAAGCGGCCUAGUCGUAGUUUGAAGCCUCGUUGCAGUAGUUGAAGAGGAUGAAGCAGAAGAAGAAGGCGGCGAAGGGCUUCUCCUCUCCCUCCUCUGUCGCUCGCCCUGGGCCCAAACGGAAGGAUCUCAGCAACAUCACCCCUUCCACAAGCUUGCCGCCUCUUGUGGAAGGACAACUGCGCUGCUUUCUAAAGCUGACUGUUAGCAAAAUCCUAUGGAUGGUUUCCAAGCCACCAGCUUCCUUCCUGAUCCGGGUGCGGUGGUGGGGAGAAACCUCCGAUGGCACUGCUUUCACCCCCCGCGACCCCUCGCAAGCAGAGCAAAAGACGCUGAAGACUACCACUCGCUACCCAGUUCGAUGUGGACCAAAACAGUUUACCUCCUACCUGGCAGAUAUGGGUGCUCUCAUCCUGGAAGUCAUGACCAAAUCAGAUCGUCUUCCAAUCGGCCGGGUUCAAAUCAAUGGGCUAGCACAGCUCUCUCCUAGUCACCCAAUCAGUGGGUUUUUCACCAUUGUUUCACCAACAUCUGAGAAGAUGGGAGAACUGCAGGUAUCAGUAGUUCUGGAACCUCUAUCUGAAACCUAUGACAGCAGCGGCUCUGUCCCAAACACAGACGUGAGCUUCAAUGCUGGAUUGCCAGCCCCAGGGACCAAAGAGGCACUGGAGGCUAGCCAAUUUCUUGCCCCACCACCACAUCAUAGACCACCAAGCGCAAAUGUCAUUGGAAGGGAAUCUUUGAGCAGUAGUCGGGCUUCUACACCAAGGGGAAAGGACCAUUUAUACUUUCAGGAGAACUCUGAGAACCUUGGGCCGCAUCACCACCUCGUAGGACAAAAUGAUAUCAUGAAAGGAAACAAUCCCAAGCAGCAUGGAUCGCUUCCCAGCAGCUCCGAUCAUGAGGCUCAAAUGAGGCUAGCUGGAAGAAGUCCAAACCCUGUUCGUGUUCUUUCCUCAAACAACACAGCCACAAAAGAUCUCAUUUCAGCUCUUUUGGAUCGGGGCAGCCAACUCCGAGACGCCAUGGUUGUGUCUACAAUGAAAUCCAGUCCUGACUCUGGUAUCGAACUACACGAGGCUCACCCUCCCAUAACGCGAGGAAUUACCAGGCUUGUUGGAAAGAGCCUUAAAAAUCCGAAUGCUGGCCUUGCGUUUACUGCUGAAGAUCCCCUCCAGCAACAGCCGGACUACUCGGAAUUUGAUUUGCAAGCUGAAGACAGAGCAGUCCAGCUCUUGUUGGGCAGUUCUGAUUUAUCUUCUGCACGUCUUUUGGAUGGAACACACUCACCUCUGGAGUCUCUCUCUCUCGGGAGUGAGGUUUAUGACAGCGAGCUCAAUGACCCCCAUUAUGACCAGAGUCUCUUGGAGAAUUUGUUCUAUACAGCUCAGAAGCCAGACAGCAGUUUAAGUGACUUUCUCAGUGAAGAAGAGGGUGCUGUUUCUUCCGGAAAACAAAAGCAAUCUCAGAAAGUGCGAUCUCAGAAGUCACCAAAGCCUAGUCCUUCAGAUGCAAAAAAGAAGAAAAAAUCCAGCAAUUCUCCUUCUAGACCACUUCCUCCUCAUGAGACUUCCACGGAGUCAAACGAGGAAACACAACAUGUCAACUUGAGUCUUGACAGGCUGGCAGUGCUGAGUCGAAUCCACUUAGCAAGAAUGGUAGUGGAGAGUUUAAAGAUCCCUCUUGAAGACGGCGCUAAGAUCACCCCAGGCAAAAGAAGUUCUGCCGGGAAGCCUCCUCGACCAACGCUGGCAAAAAAGAGGACAUACUUUGUGGAGUUUCACUUUCCAGUAGGCACUUUAAAGACGGGCGCAGGGCAGGGUGCCAUAACAACGGAAGUCGUUCGGGUAGCUUCCAGCAAGAUCUCUGGGGAAGUGGUGAAAUUUCAACAGAGGUCCGUGUUCCCUGUUCACUUCAGUGGCUCCAUGAUAACUCACUGGUGGAACUCAGACCUUGAGUUUAACAUAUUCAUGAAAAAAGGCACAGAAAGAAAGCCCCUUAUGAUUGGUUCAGCAGCUUUAACCCUGCGAGAUGUCAUUCAGUCUGAGCUUCUGAUGGUCAAUUGUGACUUGCCUGUGAAAGAAGGGAGUGUCCCAGCCCAACUGGGCCCUUUAAAGGUGUCGUUGGAACUGGCUGCUGACAACAAAGACUUCUCUGCCACCAGUACCAGGGCAGUGAAUGUGGCUUCGCAAGCUCCAGUUUACUCUGUUCGAAGCCCUGGGGUCAAGUUCCAAAAUGCUGACAAGAGCCCCAGAUCUGCUGAAAGCCCCCAGCUCCUGAAGCAAAGUAGUGGCCAGUUCCUCAAGAGAACACUGGAGACAUCAGAAAAGCCCAGUGUUGAAUCGAGCCAGUAUUUAGGACCCAGACCCGUUUCCCGUAACCUCCUGGCCCAGAUCAGUGACUUGGAAGAGGAAGGCUUGUUGCUGCAUGUCCUGCUAAUGAUCCCAGAGGGUCAGGUCUUUGUUCCUCGAGAGGCUGGACUCCUUGGCUCUUGCAACGUGUAUUUGAACUGCAAACUCUUCAACACCAAAGAAGCAACAAGGUCGGCUGUCAUCUGGGGCACCACCCAACCCACCUUCCAUUUUUCCCAGGUAACACCUAUUUCCUUAACUUCCAAAUAUUUGGAGAGGCUGAAAAAUAAUGUAAUGGUCAUCGAAGCCUGGAAUAAGGUGCACAGCCCUGGAGGAGACAGGCUGCUGGGACUGGUGAAACUGCCGCUGCAUCAGUUCUACGUUUCAUUCAAAGAUCCUACAAUUUCCAGCCUGCUGCUUCAGGCCCAGUAUCCUGUCUUAGCUGUGGAUGGCACCAUGCCAUUGGUUGACGUCUUUUCGGGCAAGAAAAACGGGAGCCUGACAGUCAUCCUGGCCAUGGGCUCUGCUGACCAGAUUGCAGCCCUGCAGAGGCUCAAGAGCGAAGAAGGGAUGGGGCCCGCUGUGGUUCUACGCCCACCGCAUGCCCUGGACCCUCUUGCUGCACCGCUUCCAAAGCGGCCAGACCAAGAGAAGGAAGGCUUGAUGGAGCACGUCUUUGAGAUCCACAUUGAGAGCGUUAAAGGGCUCACUCCCCUCCAGUCCACCGUCUGGGGAGAGGCCGACUGCUACGUGCAGUACCACUUCCCAGUCCAAGAGUCAGAAUCGGAUGUUUUACGUGGAACAGACUUCAACGAAGGCGGUUUUGGAAUAAAACCUUUCCGUUCAGCCACUACCUUGUGCAUCCCGGACCCCACUUUCAGCGAGGAGCGUCAUCACUCCUUGUUGGUCCCUGUUGACAUCCCUGUCCAGCGGCUUCUGCUCAGAGCUUUCUCUGCUCAGGGCUUAGCAGGAGGAGGAGGAAUUCAGUUUGAAGUCUGGUGCAGGUAUUACUACCCUAAUGUCCGAGACCAGAUGGUUGCCAGAGGGACCCUGCCAUUGUCACGCCUCUGUGCCCUCGUGACUUUGCAGCACCGGGACGCGGUCGGCAUCCAGACCUUCAGUCUGCCCUUGAUCCCGAGAACUGAUACCUUGGGGGAACACCAUCCCCGGUCCUCAGGUUUUCUUGAUGUAAGCAUCAGGUACAGACGUUCCCUGAAAAUAUCGAAAGGCAUCCUUGCAGCUCAAACUGUUUCUAUUUCUGUGCAAAUCCACUCUGCAGCUGGUUUGCAGGCAGCAGCUAGAGCUUUGGCCGAAAAGAACCCUUUGCUGCAAUACAGCGCUGAGGUCGGUGUCAAUGCCUACAUCUCAGUCCACAUCCCCUUCCUCCCGGAGACGGAGCGGCGCAACACGCGACCCGUGGCUCGCACUUUUUGCCCUGAGUUUGAGCACCACGUGGAGUUCCCUUGCAAUCUUGUGGUCCAGAGAAGCAGCGGAGAAGCCUGCUGCCUUGGAGAACUCCUGCAGCAUUCAGAAAUCGUGUUCUCUGUCUUCCACCAGAACCUGAAUUCAGCUUCAUCUGCAAUAAAAGCUCCGCCUUUACGAGACUAUCUUUUAGGAACCGUCAAGGUGGCAACCAAAGAUCUGUUGGUCAGAAGAUCAGGUAUUAGAGGCUGGUACCCAGUCAAUCUCCCAGAAGAUAUGGUGCCUUCAGAUAGUAGAAACUUCUUGGAAACCAUUGUUGGAGGCCUGGAACUCUCCAUUACCUUUGCUCAUCCUGGGGACCGAGAACGUGUUCUGGAUGCUGCAACGCUUUUGGGCUGGAAUUGGGAGGGAUUUGCCAGUGAGAAACUCCAGGAAGACAGUGAGGACGAAUGCCAGUCUGCUCCAAACCCUGCCACAGUGACGGUUUCUAUCCCGAGGCUGUGGCUGCCAUUGCAAUGUGUCUUACUAGCUGGACAGACACACUUGAAUAGAAGCAUCUACUGCUACCUUCGCUACAAGCUGUACGACCAAGAAGCCACGUGGACGUCGCUGAGGAGGCCAAAGUGUACUGAAGACCAGAAACAUGUGACAGUGACUUUCAAGAAAAGCCAGCAAAUGGACCUUCAACCGAGCCAGGCUUUAUGGUGGUACUUCAGGGAGGAGAGGCUGGAGCUCCAGGUGUGGAGAGCCUAUGGGAACGAGAGCCAUGUGGAGAGACCGCUGGACACUGACCGCCUGAUUGGGUCGGCCUUUGUGGAUCUCUCAGCACUUGAUGGGAGCGCAAGAAGGAAGAGAACAGUUAGUGGUGUCUUCCCCUUGUUCCGGCGCAAUGCUUCAAACCUGUGGGGAGCUGCUGUGCGGGUUCACAUUGCGCUGUCUUCCACUCGCCCUCAUGGGCUUGGGCCUGGUGAAGAGGGAAGCCACAGCAGCGGCAGCGAAGAUGAAGAAAUCAAAGAGGCACCCGAGCAAAGUGUCCAGGUCCCUCUGGAACCAAAUCCUGCAGCUGCAGACAUUCUUACUGAGAAAUCAUCCGAAGCAUUUUCUCCCACUGUGGACCAUGAGAAGACAUUUGCUGUUAGUAUCCUUGUGGAAAGAGCCAUGCACUUGAGCUUAAAAGGGAGCCCUCUCACUGAGCGUGGAGUGACUUCCCCCAGCAGCUAUGUGUCCUUUGUUGCUGCCGAUGCCGACAACCCCAUCGUGACAGAUGUCAUUGAAAACACCGAGUCCCCCGUUUGGGGCUUCCAGCAGCAGACCAGGCUUUCCAAUGAACUACUUUUGGAUUCCCAGCAAACUCUCGUCUUUAAAGUCUGGCAUAAAGCAGAUGUUGAGCGUGUGAUAGGAUUUGCAUCGGUGGAUCUCUCCCCUCUCCUCUCUGGUUUCCAGCUGGUCUGCGGCUGGUACAACAUCACGGACUUCAGCGGACAGUGCCAAGGGCAGAUCAAAGUGGCUGUCUCCCCCCUUGAGAAUAUAACCCAUCUCAAAAAAGAAAGACAGGAGAGAAGCAAGACAAGAGCUGCAGGCUCACCAGUGAGGGACCUGUAUGCUGCAUUUCCUGCGUUCUCUGCCAGAAGCGCCACAGAGAUAUUCAGCAGCUCCUUGAGAGGCACAGAGGCCCCAAGACACCAAGGAACCGGAGCCUGGUCGCCCCGACAUGAAGAACAUGUGCAGAACAUCCGCCGGUUCCAUGAGUCGCUGCAGCAAGCAGAAGGAAGUAUUUAUCAUGCUGGGAGGUUGGAUUCCCUGUCCAGUUCCUCACGGACAUCGCUCCUCGGGACUCUCAGGAAAAACCUGUGUGAGCUGGAUGAGAUCCAGAGGUACUUUAGCCAAAAGCUGACCAGGCCCUUCCCAGACAUGGAUCUUCCGCUUCAACCUACGGAUGAGCUUGGCCAAAGUCGCCAAAACUCUGCCACCCGGUUGGUAGAUCCUGAAGGAUGCCAACUGCUGGAGAAGUCCAAUCACCUGGUUUCACAAGUGAGCAGCCUGAUCGUAGACUUGCAGAACAACAUGCUGAGAAAUGCCACCAAAGAGUCUUUAGAUGCUCAUGAAGAUGGGACCAGAUAUUUUCAUUCAAAGGAGCCACUUUCUGUUGUCCUGGACCAGAGAGAGGAAGCUGACAGGACAAAAGUGCCAAAAGGAAACAAACCUGAGAGCAGCCCCAGUGUAGAGAAAGAGCCUUUGUUCCCUCCUGGACAAUCCUCUUGUGGAAGAGACUUGCUUUAUGAAUUCCUUGGCCAAGGCAGCUCUCAGGAGAACCUUCCUUUUCCCAGCCAGAGAGAAGAAGGUGCUAGUCAGUCCCAUAGUGAGGAGGACGAGGAGGAGUAUGAAGAGGAUGUUGUGGAACCAAGGAUGCUGAAUGAAAUCACCACCGUGACAGACAAAACCAGCCCCUGGUCCAGCCUUGUUUCCGAACCUGAGCAGGAGCCUGAACAAAGGGAAAUCACAGUCGAAGCCGUUCAACAUUUACUCAAAGAAGAUAGUCCUAGAAGCAGUCCUAAGUCCAGCGUAACCCAAGAAGAGCCCCAGAGCGUUCCCAGCACUGCGAGAUCCAGUAACAGCCCCUUCAGAGAAGAUGCUGCUGCUGAUGAACGUGUCGGGAGACAAGACCUUGAAAGUUGUACAGAAGAGCUGCUCCAACCUGCGGCCCUCUCACCUGUAGAGCAGACAAACAACGAGUCUGCAGGCGACCCAGUCUCUGAUCAGGAAGGAGUGCUCAAUACCCCAAGCAAGGAGAUGGAUGAGGAAGCAUGCAUUUCAGAUGGUGAGGAUGAGAAUUCUUCAGCAGCUGCAGCCGCCACUGAGAAGGGAAUUGAGUGUUUACAUAGCAACUCACAAGAUGGAGAAGAUGCUGAUCCGAGUGAAGAGGGGCAUCUGCGUCCUGAAAGCGGUUGCGACGAAGAAGGUCACAAAGAACCAACAGAAAACUCUGAUCGGCCUCCCAAAUCCACCGUUGUGCUAUCGGACCCCAUUGUCAUCCCCAACUUCUUCCUCCCACCUCAACAUUUGGAAGCCUCCAUGCGACUCCUCAGCGUUUCUACUUCUUCUCCUGCUGUGAAGCCUGGAACCAGUGUCAGCCAUGGAGGAGGGGAAGCUGCUGGUGCUGCGGCAGAAAUCCUUCCCGGAAGGCAGAGCCGCCAGAAGCUGAGCCUGAUGCCGGCCCAGCUGUCAGAAGAAGAGACCAAAAGGAUAGCGAGAAUAUUUUCCACACGGUUCUCCAAAAGGACAUAGUGAUGGAGAGAGACCCAAGCGCUGAAACCUUCAGCAGAGUCACCAGCCGGGACUGGAGGCAAAUCCUGCUUGGUUUGAGCCUAGCAUCCACAGAGGAGCCCUCCAUUUGCCAAGGAGCUCUGUCCUUGGUGAUUCUGCCAUCUCAAAGAGAUGCCGUCAUUCACUAUGUAUGGAAGAGGGAUUCCUUUCUCACAUUGGCACGGUCGGUCUGUCCCUCUUAGACGGGGACUCCGGAUUAGUCAGAUACAAACUGGGUAAGUCGGUCAGAGGGCCACAAGGGCCUGCCUUGCAUUUUGCACUGGACUCUCUCUUCCGUUCAUGUUUUGCUCCCCGUUGCUACCAUUAUCUCUGCUUCUUAGACUGACUGUGCCUUGCUUUGUCCACGACACUCUUUUCACAUUUCCAAGUAUCCUUAAAGGUCUUGGCCCACCUGGGAGGAGCCUUCCAGUCAUUGUUUACCUAGUGUGGAAAGCAGAAAGUCAUAGUUCCUAUACCAUGGUGCCGUCAUAACAUGAGCACCAAUACAGCUGAAAUGCAACUUCUUCUGAACGCCCAUCUUCUCAAUUUCUUUUUGCUUCGGAUCAUUGCACAGCUAUCCCUUGAUCCCAUCUCUAUUCUGCAGCAGCCAUAACCCUCUGAAUUUUUCCCUACAACUCCCAUAAUCCCUCACCAUUGUAUUUACUGGUUGAUGGGAGCAUUAACCAAAAACAUCUGGAAAAUCAGUCACACAGAUCUCACUGUAUACAUCCAGUAUGAGAAUUGUGUGGCCUUCCAAUGUGGGAUAUUACUCCCAGCAUUCCUUACCACCGACAGCGGUUGAUGGGAGUUGCAAUUCAACAUCUCUGGAGAGACCUACAUGGUUUUCUGUCUAUGUGACACCAGUUUGGCUUUCUUCUUUCCGCCUCUUAAAAGAAAUCCUUUUUUUCAACCCCAAAAUGCCAGCUUAUAUAGAAAAGCUUCCCUUUGUAGAAGGAAAUGGCAGAAGAGCAUUGUUGCUCUUGGUCUUCUUACACUUGCAGUCUUUUGUAACAAGAUCCAGAGUGAAGCUGGAGGUGAUGUGCGGGAAUAGGCUUUGCAUUUCUUAUUUCCUCAAGAUAACCAUCUUCUCCUUAAACACAGGCCUGGUGUUUAUUUGGACAAUCCCGGAAGCUUUAGAUUAAAGCUGUGUAGAAAUAUGAAUGAGCAUGCCCUUUUGCACAGAAAGGGCCGCCCUAUAAUCACUAUUCCCGUUCAACUGUGAAUAUCUUUUAUUUUGUUUAAGGUAUGUGACUUUGUGAAUAUAAAUUAUUCCAUUUUAAAACCAUUUUUAAAGAUACAUCAAGCCUUGAAAAGUGCUGUUUACAAAUGAAACUGUAUUGAUUUAUUUAUAAGUAUUUUUACCAUCGUGAUUCAUUUUUUUACAAUAAAAAUGCAUUUAUAUUUUUGUGA